AUGACGACGUUCGCACCCCCCGCCCGCCGCGGCGACUUUCUCUACUCGUCCCUCCUCUACGCCUCCGCAGGACCUACGCCCUCCAACGCCCACCCCCGCGCCACCGUCGCCGAGCUCGCCGCCCUCCUGCGGCCCCCAGCGCCCAAGUUUCAACCUGACCUCUCCUCCUCUUCAUCACCCGUGGCGAAAGAUCCGCCCUGGCACUUUUGGACGGCCCAACUAAUCCAUUAUGGAUUGCCUGUUACGAAGGAGAAGAAUGCGGCCAAAGUGAGGCUGUUGAAUGCGUUGAAUUCUUUCCAGCUUGAGGUGCCCGAGUGGGUGAGGAGGGUCGAGGGGGAACUCAAGAGUGAGUGGGAGGGGGCGAAUAGGAGGGGUGGGAAGAGUAGUCAGGCGUCUAAGCAGGAGGGUACGCGCGGGGUGGGUUUGGGAAGUUCGCAAGGUAGUGGUGGUGUGAAUGUCACUGGUGGUCUCGUCUCGAUGGGAGAGCAAGUGCACAGUAGCGGCCAGAAAGCACCGAACAGCAGUGCAAAGAAGGCGGUGCCAACAAAGCGGAAGCGACGUAAUAGCGACGACCUCUGUGCGAUUCCGCAUCCAGCUACUCCAAAGAAAGCAAGCAACACCAGGAUCAAGAGCGAGUCGACGACCCCGAGGAAGCACAUCAAGAAAGAACCUGCCCCUGUCUCAAGCCCAGCUCGACCGCGCGUCAAGCGCGAACUCACCUCUCCACGCUCCUCCCCCUACAUCAAGCCGGACCCGUACGCAAACGACAGAUCGCGAACUCCAGCCGGGACCCUCCUGAGCGGCGCAUACAGCAUAGCCGCCUUCUGCGAUAACCCGCAGUACGACAACGACGUCUUCACCCUGACACUCUACCGGGACUCCUCGCACCACGGCAACACCUGGUGGGCGACCAUCGCCUGGGGCCCGCUCGAUGGCAUUAUUCAGAUGAAUCCUGGUCCUGGCGAUACCUUGGGCCGGUCCUGCUCGCUGGGCUGGCGGGUGCGCGACGUGCAGGUUGAUUGUCUGACGUUUGGACGCAAGUGUACGGGCGAGAUGACGUUCUUUGCCAACCAGACGUUGAGGGGCGCGCUGCAUAACGUGCCUGAUAUGGGCACCGUGGAGAUUGAAGGCACGAGGCUGCCGGGCCCGAGUGCAGAGUGGGAUUUCCAGGACGAGUGGGAUGCGUUUCCUAGAGAAGCCUAUGGACGUUAA
This is a messenger RNA of Cucurbitaria berberidis CBS 394.84, 1212 nucleotides long. RefSeq lists its product as uncharacterized. The coding region runs from base 1 to 1212 and encodes 403 amino acids. NCBI's taxonomy places the organism in Eukaryota, Fungi, Ascomycota, Dothideomycetes, Pleosporales, Cucurbitariaceae. The transcript is spliced from 2 exons. The record is from RefSeq and is a predicted model, not a curated record.